AUGUUAAAUUCAUAUACUAUUGCUUUCAUUUUGGUGUUUUCAUCGUUUAUUGUGAUAUUAAAUGCAAGUGCUGGUGAUGUUGAUCCACAUUACAGGAGUUGUGUAAAACAAUGUGAGGAAACGGGAUGCUUUAAGGAUAGAUGCUUUCCAAAUUGUAAAUUCUCUUCAGAUGAAGUCACAAUUCAUCAUCCAUGGGGCAUGUUAGAGCCACUUUAUGUACAUUGGAAAAAAGGAGAUUGCCAAAAUGAUUGUCAAUACUAUUGCAUGUUUGAUAGAGAGAAAGAAAGGGAGUUACUUAAUAAAGGUCCAGAAAAAUACCAUAGUAAAUGGCCAUUUAAGCGUACCUAUGGGAUACAGGAACCUGCUUCUAUGGCUUUCUCUGCCCUUAAUCUUGCAUUGCAUUUUCAUGGUUGGAUGUCCUUUUUCACUCUUUUAUACAAUAAACUUCCUCUAAAGGCAAGUAAAAGGCCUUACUAUGAAUAUGCUAGUUUGUGGCAUGUAUAUGGACUUUUGUCAUUGAACUCCUGGUUUUGGAGCACUAUUUUUCAUAGUCGAUAUUGUGAGUUAAUAGAGAGACUUGACAACUUUUCUACAGUAGCCCUCCUUGGGUAUUCCUUCAUUAUGGCUAUAUUACGAAGCUUCAAUGUAAAAGAUGAAGCUACUAGAGUUAUGAUUCCUGCUCCAUUGAUAUCUUUUGUGAUCACUCAUAUAAUGUACCUCAACUCCUUUAAACUAGACCAUGAAUGGAAUAUGAAAGUUUGUGUACUAAUGACUAUAGCACAACUUGCAACAUGGGCAAUUUGGAGUGGUGUUAGUCACCAUCCCUCACGGUGGAAGCUUCGGUUUGUUGUUUUUAUUAGUGGCCUUGCAAUGUCUCUAAAGACAUAUGAUUUCCCUCCAUACAAAGGACUUCUAGAUGCACAAGCUCUUAGGAAUGCCAUUACUAUUCCACUUACCUACCUUUGGUGGAGUUUCAUUAGGGAUGAUGCUGCAUUUCUAACAUCUAAUCGUUUAAAGAAUCCUAUGAAAUCUAAGUAG
This is a messenger RNA of Glycine soja, 1038 nucleotides long. RefSeq names its product post-GPI attachment to proteins factor 3-like. The record is from RefSeq and is a predicted model, not a curated record. Gene Ontology annotation, biological process: GPI anchor biosynthetic process. NCBI's taxonomy places the organism in Eukaryota, Viridiplantae, Streptophyta, Magnoliopsida, Fabales, Fabaceae. Gene Ontology annotation, cellular component: endoplasmic reticulum membrane. Gene Ontology annotation, molecular function: hydrolase activity, acting on ester bonds. Bases 1 to 1038 code for a protein of 345 amino acids. The transcript is spliced from 5 exons.